UUUUUCGUUGACUAUUUUUGGUGAUUUAUUCUGCAGUUAAUUUUGUAUCGCGCGUAAUUACCCGGUAGUGUCUACCGCGAAAUUUCAACCGUGUUCAUGCCUAAGGUUGUCUCGUAUGUUCAACUGACAGCAAAUAUCAUUUCCAGUUUUAAAAUAGUGCUGGAUUUUCGGUGUAAAGCGUAAAUAUAAUUAUGGAGCACGAGGAAUAUGCAAGGGAACUUGCUGCUCAUUAUAAAAUUAGUCCUCAACUUCCUUACUACUCCAUUAUUGAGGAGUUAAAAAAUGUUCUUGAUUCAAAGCGUUCAGAUCUGCAAAAGCUGUAUAAAAUGAAAGCGGGGGUUCAGAAGCUGCAAGAUGCUGCAGGUGGCAGUUUUUCUGCUGUCGUUCGUUCAAGCAGUGAUUUUAUUACUGGACCCAAUUUAUCUGGUUCCAAAGAAAGCUACACUUUAGAUCGAAGAUCAAGUCGUGUCACUACUUCGGACGUCAUCAAAGGUAUUAACAGCGACGUGCAAGAUUUGGCAGAGGACAUAGGAGAUUUAGAAACAUCACUCCUUUUGCUAAAACACUACCAACCCACUUUAGACUCUCAGAAUGCUGUGACAAAGUCAGCUGGUGGUGGUGACAGCACAGACCAGCGUCUGGCGGAGUUACAGAAAGCUUUGGACAUUGAGUUGCAGGUUCGCAGUGGAGCAGAGCGUUUGAUUCAAACUUAUAAGUCAGGUCCUCGCCAUAUACUUGAAGAGGCAAAGAAACAGUAUGAAAAUGCUAAUAAUAAAAUUGGAUUUAUUCGUAACCAAAUGAUUCGUGUUAAGCAAAUGAAUGAAGGAUUCUACCAGUCAGAUAACUCUUCCCUUGGGUCAAGUGGCGAAAAUUUAUCUGAUUCAGCUAAAGCGAACGGCUCCAUAGGUUCAGCAGCUUCGAUCUCGAAGAAUCAAGAAAGUUUCCUCAUAUGGAAAGACAAAGUGAUGGAGUUGGCACAUCGUUUACGAGUUGAACGAGCUUUAUUUGCUGGUAGCAGGAAGGCUGUUAACGCUGUUUUGGAUAAUCAAGCCCACGUGGACAAAUACAGAAAAUUACAAGCUUUGCAGGAGGCUCGUGAAUCUCUUCAUAGGCUUCAUUUAUUUCAAGAAGCAAUCAAGCCGCUUUUAAAGCGACCACCACGAACAAAAUCUCCUGAGAUGGCCUCUGCCAUUAUCAAUGACCCUGAAAUGAAUGCAUUGUUAUCCCCACCUUGGUCUAACACUUCGUUUCAUGCGAAUAGUUCAUUAUCGAUACCGAAUCCACCUACUGCAAUUACUGGCAGUUUGGAAGUUCGGUGUUUAGGCUGUCAGGAAAUUGUUGAUAUUUUUCCAGCUGAAAUUGUAAAUAACGAACUUUCAGGCACAUUAUCCAACCGAGGAGUUAAUGCAAUCCCUACAAUUAUUACAUCACGUAUGUCGGAUAAUCACUGGGCGGAUGUUCGAUGCUCCUUAUUGGUUGAUCAUAAGCGUGUGUGGGAUUCACCAUGGCGCCAACCUAACCAACAAUGCUGGGAUUCGAAAACUACUUUUAAUAUCGAUCGAGGCAAAGAACUAGAAGUCCAAGUGUAUUGGAAGCGUAUGUUUCUUCCAUCAAGCUCUUCAUCAGUCAACCCUUCAGCUGGUACUGUUUCCGGCAAAAGUGCAUCAUAUGACGAUUCUGGUUCGGGUUUAGAGUGGGUAUUGGCAGCUGUAAACUAUGUACGUCUUGAGGAACUGCUUGGUGGGGAAUCACGUUCUAUACUGCUGCCUAUGUUGCCAAAGGGAAAAGUAUUCCUUGUCCUUAAAUUUUCCGACCCACUUCUUUCUAAGCCACGUUGCAAUCUACACCGCCAAAAGCGUUUAUUUUCUAAGCGUAAAGGUCAUAAUAUUCCACGUAUCAAUGAACUGGACAUGAAUAUCCCUUUAUGGACUCGUAUGCUUAAAAGUGGUCAACUGUCUAAAAUGACUCGUUCUGUCGGUGGUGCAUCUUGGACACUUAGCCAUCCAACAGAAUAUGGAUCUCAUGGAUCUGUAUUAACUCAUGGUUUAGAAGGUCGCUUUCAACAGUUGAACACAUCUGUCAGCGGUUCACCACCUACUGCUCAGGCUGUUGAUGACAAAUAUUGGCUGACUAUUUCUAAAUCUCGUAAAUCAGAAUCUGAAUUCCCCACUCAAUCAGACAAGUUUUCUGAUACCCCCACCUUUACAAAUACGCAACAACGUCCGUUUAUUUCAAUUAUUCGUGAAUUAGAUAUAUUGGAUGAAAACAAAUUAACAUUUAAUGAGGUUGAAAUAAAAAUCUCACCUGAGAAAACACUUUCGGCUGAUGACACCGCCAAUUAUUCACCAUCUCAUCGUUCACCUAUUGCAGCUAACUGUUCAACCUCUUCAGAUUAUGACAUUGCCCCAAUUGUUAUCGAUUAUGCUAUGGAUAACAAAACUGCUCAUAAACCUCAAUCAUCUCCUCGUGUCUCAGAAUACGCCAAUCCAGAAGAGUUUACUAGCAAAGAAAUGUUUUCCAGUAUGGAUCAGAGUGAUAUCAAUCCUCGCAGUACAGACUAUGUGAAUAUGGAUGUACAUCGAUCACUCUCAGGUCCUGUAGUAUUGUCUACAGAAAAAGAAAAUAAAGAAGUUCCUGCUACAGAAUCUCCACUCACUCCAGUCUGUGAAAUUUCAAGCGGAUUGCCAUCUGAUGAUAAAUCCACAUCAGUACUUAGUAUGAUUGAUUUUCGUACUGUGGCUGUUCUUGGACGUGGUCAUUUUGGCAAAGUUUUAUUAGCUCAAUAUCGUCAAAACAAUCAGUAUUAUGCAAUUAAAGCUUUAAAGAAGGCAGAGAUAAUAUUUCGUAAUGAAGUGGAUACAUUAUUGGCUGAGAAACGUAUUUUUCAGAUUAUUACUGAUGCUCAACAUCCAUUUCUUAUAAAUUUGAUUGCUUGCUUUCAGACAAGGGAACAUGUAAUGUUUGUUAUGGAGUAUGCUCAGGGUGGUGAUCUAAUGCUCCAUAUUCAGCAAGAUGUGUUUAAAGAACCACGAGCCGUCUUUUAUGCUGGCUGCGUUGUUUUAGGUAUCGAGUUUCUUCAUUCAAAGAAAAUUGUCUAUCGGGAUUUGAAGUUGGAUAAUUUACUUUUGGAUUCAGAGGGAUUUGUAAAAAUGGCUGAUUUCGGUCUGUGUAAAGAAGGCAUGGGUCCAGAUGAUCGAACAUCUACAUUUUGUGGUACACCUGAAUUCCUGGCACCAGAAGUCCUUACAGAUUCAUCUUACACGCGUGCUGUAGAUUGGUGGGGCUUGGGUGUACUCAUUUUCGAAAUGCUUGUUGGUGAGUGUCCUUUUCCAGGUGAGAGUGAGGAAGAAAUCUUUGAUAGUAUUGUCAAUCAAGAAGUACGCUAUCCUCGUCAUUUAAGUAUGGAAGCUACAAUAAUAAUGCGACGUCUACUUCGACGAAAUGCUGCACAACGGUUAGGAUCUUCAGCUCAAGAUGCAGAAGAGAUUAAAAGGCAACCAUUCUUCCGAAAAUUAGAUUUUACAGCUCUCUUAGAGCGCAAAAUCAAGCCACCAUUCAUCCCUGUUGUUUCCAAUCCUGAAGAUGUAUCUAACUUCGAUGAAGAAUUCACCAAGGAACGGCCUGUUCUUACACCGGCUAAAGAUCGUCCACUACUUCUGCAUGGAGAUCAAUCGAAUUUUUCGAAUUUUGAUUAUAACUCACCUUCUAUAUAUUGAUUCUCUUAAGAAGGCUUAUCUUCUCCCCAACUCUGAUUUUUUUUUAUCAUAGCCUAGAGAUGAAUAGUCUAAGGCGAAGUAUGCAGAAAAUGGUUUACCCUUUUACAGUCAGUCUUGUUCCAUUCCCUGUCCCCACCCCCUUUUCUCUCAGUUUUUCAACAUCUCCCCACCCUUGAUUUCUUGACUAUAUUUCCCAUUAAUCGCUUAUAGAUGUAUUGAAACUUAUUUCAAGCAAGGCAUUUUUGAAGGUCUCUACUGUCACACUUAUAUCAGAAGAUAUAUAUAUGUUUUACCGACUUGUAAGCUCCAGGACGAAUUCAAAAUAACUAUUGCCACUUCAUCUGGUUACUUGAUGAUAUCUUGAAUCAUUCCUAUGUUUCCUCUUAAUCCUCUGUAUUCCGUUUGUGAAAGCAGCAUUUAUGCUUUCCGAAUUGACCAAAGUCGUUAUUCUUUUAUCCCCCCACCCCCACCUACCCCCUUUUCCUUAGUUACGAUAAACUCUGGGUUUUGUUUUGCGUUUCUCAUCUUUGAUGUAUGUACGGUUUUCUAAUUUUUUUUUCAUCCUUUCUCUUUCUUUCUUCGCAUCACUGUCGGUAAUCAAUGUCAUAGGUGUUUUCGAUGGCCUGUUUCCGAACAAUAUUUUCCCUUAUUCUUGUUGUUGUUGUUGUCCAGUUAGAUAAUAUGCACUAACACAAGUAAAAUUUGUUGUAAAGAUAAGAUAUUGAAGUUUGAAAAUAUAUAUAUUUAUUUUUUGA
Heterobilharzia americana is the source of this 4471-nucleotide messenger RNA. Lineage: Eukaryota; Metazoa; Platyhelminthes; Trematoda; Strigeidida; Schistosomatidae. The record is from the annotation of a GenBank genome assembly.